AUGUUCUCUUCCAAAUUCCUCAGUUUGUCCAAAUUUUUGUACAACACACUGGGUGCUGGUGUGAAAUUAGAGUCCGGUGUGAGUACGGUUUUGAUUCUGGGUGGAUCUACAUCCGGAUUCGGGAUUGAAUUAAGUGCAGCGCUGAUGUUUGAACACAAUGUAUGUGUUAUCAAUGUCGACUCUAGGGAUUUCGAAAUGAUUUUAAAUGUUAAUGAAGCGGUGAAGCUAGAAAAGUACUACACCUUUAUACACUGUAAUGAUUUCAGUAACAUGGACAACAUGGUGCAAGCUAUGACAGAAGUUGCGAAACUGAAGUUACCCAUAAAUUUUUUCAUAAAUAACGUGCAGGAAGGGCUCCACACUGUUUUUGAUAGCCACGAAGAUAAUACAAUUGGUUACAAAGGUGUUGCACAUCUGAGAAAAUGCGUGAAUGCGAAUUUGACCAACGUGAUGAUUGCAACAAAAAUGUUUUUGAACACUAUUGUUCCCCAAACUGCUAGGUUAACCAGAGGAAAAAUCUCACAGUUUUAUAUCGUCAAUAUCUCGUCGGUUCUAUCACUACAAUUGCCAGAAUUUGCGAGGCAUUUCACCUCUUCAAAAGCAGCGUUAAAUCAGUUUCAUGAUAGCCUCACAUCAGAGCUUAGUUUUGAGAGCGGAGAAAUUUCCACUAAAACUUUAUUAGCCUACUUACCCAAUAUCAGAGAUGGCGAAGCCUGGGAGGUUAACUUAACCGAGAUGACUGAUGCGCUUAUACAAGAUCUGAAAGACGGCAAACAAGGCGACACGAUACUUAAAUGUGAUCCAAAAGAUUAUUCAAAGGACACAACAAGGAAUAACGUACGAUACAGAUUGGGUAAUUUGCAUCACAACUGGUUAUAG
Zygotorulaspora mrakii is the source of this 879-nucleotide messenger RNA. RefSeq names its product Srl4p (gene SRL4). The record is from RefSeq and is a predicted model, not a curated record. The transcript has a single exon. Lineage: Eukaryota; Fungi; Ascomycota; Saccharomycetes; Saccharomycetales; Saccharomycetaceae. Gene Ontology annotation, molecular function: oxidoreductase activity, acting on the CH-OH group of donors, NAD or NADP as acceptor. Bases 1 to 879 code for a protein of 292 amino acids.